Fraxinus pennsylvanica is the source of this 399-nucleotide messenger RNA. The record is from the annotation of a GenBank genome assembly. Lineage: Eukaryota; Viridiplantae; Streptophyta; Magnoliopsida; Lamiales; Oleaceae.
AUGGUGGACUAUGAAUGGGAGAAACCAUCUGAAAUCGCCACUACCGCCUCCUCAACUCCCACUCAUUCCAAGAAAAAUAACUACCCAUCAACGAUGGACCAGCAAUGGUGGACUAUGAAUGGGAGAAUCCAUCAACGAUCAUGUUCUCAGGCGAAGAAACAACCCAAGAUUCUAACCAAAACCGACAGAUUUUUUACCCAUAUGCCACUUAAAACUUCACGAAAGCCAACACCUAAUGAUUUCGCCACCGCUACGGUCAUUGUCACUUUUCACAACCACCACCACCCGUUUCACCACCUAAAUACUAAUACCCAUUUGACUAAUUUCUAUGACCCACGCUCUUAUGGCGCUUAUGGGAGGACUUAUUUUUCUUCGUCCAAGGACGAUUUUGUGAAUUGA